AUGACAGACGAAACGAGGAAUCCACCCUACCGGCAUUUUGCCCUUAUAUACAUCGACGACGAAGGUUAUCUGCGCCAGGAAGCUUCGCCGUCGAUCGCAGUCAAUGGCGAAAGUAUUAUUUCUUCGCGAGUGAGAAACGCAUUUCUUGGUGCAGUAGCCAACUCGAGCGAAAAUAUACCCUCUCGUCAACAUGGAGGUUUCCCAGUUCCAACAAGAUGCUCGACCAUUAGCACAAGAGACCGGCCCCCAUUUCCACGGCAGUCGCAUCGACGGCCUUCGCGAUCUGAGCCAAAUACUUCCGAAAGAGACCUGAUAUUACCAAGGUCCAAUCAAGAGACUUCGAGCAACCCCGACCUAUGGCAAUCGCAGCAGGGCCGGAGAUAUGAAUGGUCGCAACCGCCACCACAAAGCCAAAUCACCGAAAGCCAUCCUGCAGAAAACCUUGCGCCUCCUACAGAAAGGGCCCAAAUAUCUGUUCGGGACCGAGCGUUCUUGUGGAAGUAUUACGAAACAGCGUUCAAGAAGCUGCAACAGAUCAACUGCCGCAUCAUUGCCAAGGUCUACAUCAAACUAGUUGAGCCGCGCAAGCAAGUAAACUAUCCAUACAACGGGCGAAGGCUGGUCAAUGGCAGGACGCAACAAUUAGAUCCGUCGGAAACGAGGCCUCCUUGGUGGCCACCUGAGCGUAUAAUCCUCCUGAUUCAUCUGCUCUGCGAGUUACAUAAGACCCAUGGAAUCACAGCCCAGAAGUUAAAGGCAGCAGACCAGCCCAUCCGCCGCCAAAUCGCCCCGCCCGAGCGACUCCGAAUAUUGGAUGAAAUAUACAGGGUUCGGCAGGAAGAAGAGAACUACAUUGACGGAGUAACAGACGGCAAAGCCUUGGUGACUAUUUCACGGGAAAACCUACCCAGCCCCUUCAAGUCGUCAGAAUCAUCUGAGAGAAUCGAACAAGCUUUCGUAGAACAACACAGAGGAGCAGAAACGAUAUCUUCGCAAGUUCCGCCAUCACAAGGGAUACAUACACAAAAGAGUCCGGUGUCGCCCGACUACCACUUCACCCCAAACAUAACAUCUUUCUCACCAUCUGGGUUCCCUGGUCCCAGCUCUGUACCAUUGAACCCAGCAGGUGGUCAAGUAGCUGCUGCUGCUGCUUCUCUACCAAAAGAUCGCCUAAGGAAACGACAUAUUGAUGGGCCAGGAUUCUCAGAUCCGAUCAGCCCAACCUCAACAGGCUUCUCUGACGCUGCUUUCGGAGGAGCUGAAGCAUUCAUACCCCCGCCUUAUUCCCAACCAGCAUAUCUCCAUCCAUCAAGCAUUGCAACUACUAUCCCAUCUAGCAUGGCACCAUUUGGUGGGGCUGUGGAUCCAUAUACCCUCGAUUAUUUCUUCAAUGACCAGUGCCAGUCAUAUAGAUAG
Messenger RNA from Penicillium chermesinum, 1416 nucleotides. Its product is annotated as DUF2841 domain-containing protein. The transcript has 4 exons. Lineage: Eukaryota; Fungi; Ascomycota; Eurotiomycetes; Eurotiales; Aspergillaceae. Bases 1 to 1416 code for a protein of 471 amino acids. The record is from RefSeq and is a predicted model, not a curated record.